AUUCCAUUUGUCUUUAUGUUAUAAUAUGUACGUCAUCCCGAGCUAUAAUUGGCUACAAAUAAUCACCUCUUUUUAAACAAAACAAAAUGUGAAAGAUCCCCCUUUUUUUUUUCGUUUUCCUUCGCUUUUAUAUUUUGAAAAAAGGAAAAAAUUAUGGAUUCUUAUAGAGAUUGUUUAGCUGAUAAUAAUAUGCAGCUUUUACUUCAGCAGAAAUAUCAUAGUUUGGACACGGGAUCGUAUCAUAGCAACAUGUCGACAGACGAUACCGCAAAUAGUUACAAGCCUACAUCAAUCAUGCAAUUUAAUGAACUCACAAAAUCCAAACGUCGACAAGUAAAGAACGCAUGUGUCAAUUGUCAGAAAGCCUGUAAAAAAUGUGACGAUGGAAGACCCUGUCAAAGAUGUAUAAAAUAUAACUUAACAGAAACAUGCCAAGACUCUAUAAGGAAAGAACGUAAAAAAGGUGUUAAAAGAGGCCCUUACAAACGCAUCCACAGUCAACAGAGCCAAGAUAAAACAAGCAAGAAAAUGAUGAAAAGUCGAAAUGUAAACAGAAUUAGCUCUGUUACAGAUAAUGUAGGAAGCUCGGAUGGAGUUUACCCCCAAAAUUCGUCAGUGUUACCUAAGCAUAACAAAUGCAAUCAAACAGAGAACAGUGUUACACCACCACCGCCGCCGCCGCCAAUCGCGAUCUGUUCAUCUCAGAAUACGAUUUCUUCUAGACUCGCUGUGUCGCCCCCAUAUCAUCUCAAUCCAUCCAGCUCCAUGGCUUGCAAUAACACCAACGCUAAUAUAAUUAACGAUUACUCGUUUACUAAAAUAGACAACUAUGGUUUUAAUCUAAUGCCGUCCCCAACAAAUCAAAGUUUAACAAUGACAAGUAAUAGUUCUUCACCCCAGCAACACAACCUAUCCGGGUCGCUUGAAACCAAUUAUUUAGAUAUGUUUUCCUUUUACAACAAUGUUAUUCAACAUGAGCAAAACGACCCUAGUAUAUAUCGCACUCCUAGCAAUUCGCCUGCCACGUAUUCUGCCGGUAAUUCCGAAUUGGUGAUAGAUUUUCCUUGGACUCAGCCACCUUUGUCCAAAAGCAUAUUUCAAAAUAGCUUUCAUAGUUAAUAAACUCCUGUAUUAAAAAUUAAAAAGCAAGAAAGUAAUCUCUAUUUUUCCUACGCAAGGCAUUUUUUUUUUGUUAAUCCCACGAAUCCCGAGACCAAAUACUACAUAAUUAAAACUGUGAAGAAAGUAGCCAACGUAUAUUAGUUUGAUGUUAAGUAAGUAUUAACAUAUAUAUCGUA
This is a messenger RNA of Mucor mucedo, 1298 nucleotides long. RefSeq lists its product as uncharacterized. Gene Ontology annotation, molecular function: zinc ion binding; DNA-binding transcription factor activity, RNA polymerase II-specific. The transcript has 2 exons. Bases 154 to 1119 code for a protein of 321 amino acids. The record is from RefSeq and is a predicted model, not a curated record. NCBI's taxonomy places the organism in Eukaryota, Fungi, Mucoromycota, Mucoromycetes, Mucorales, Mucoraceae. Gene Ontology annotation, biological process: regulation of DNA-templated transcription.